Molecule: messenger RNA, 747 nt
Organism: Aspergillus pseudonomiae
Lineage: Eukaryota; Fungi; Ascomycota; Eurotiomycetes; Eurotiales; Aspergillaceae
Exons: 5
Coding region: 1-747 (248 amino acids)
Source: RefSeq, a predicted model, not a curated record
AUGCGCUCCGUCUAUGCCGUCGUCCCCCUUGCCCUGGCGCUGCGCGCCGCCGCUCUCUACGAAGACUGGCACUUUGGAAACAUGUUUGCUGUUGGGCCUACAACAAACAACGCUCAAAUCACCAAGGCUACGUACUCGCUUGUUCCACCAGCGGUCCCUUGUGGUACUACCCAGGAGAAGCAAAACGACGCCCCCUGGCUGUCCAUAUGGGUCGGCAUCUCCGCUUCGAUGUCGGAUCAGGCUGCGGACCUGUUCCAGCCUUUGUUGAACUGGUCGCCGGACCAGAAGUCCCAGGCUUGUCCGGCUACGGCGGAGGAGUGGUGUGUCGCUACCAGCACCUAUCAUCUAUCUGGUCAGGUCCAGCAGCCGUAUAUCACUGUCCCUGGUGGCUCGCAGCUUGACUUUACCAUCGCCGUCGAUGACAAGAAGAUUACACAACAAGUCUCCGUCGGUGGAAAGCAGGUCUCUGAGCAAUCCGACGACAAAUCCAUCAACCCUACCUUCCUCUACUCCAGCAACGAAUGCUACCUCGGCACUUGUGGUACGGUCGCUGGCUACAGCUGGGACAAGCUCACCAUCCAUCUCAGUGAGGCUGAUCCCAACUUCGGUGAGACGCUGAACCUGUCGAACGCUACGUCGAGCGGCUUCACGACUUCCGAUCAGGGUAAGACUUGGUAUGCCGAGUCGAUCAAGAUCAAUGAGGAUUAUUUCUAUUCUGAUGGAUCUCAGAAGGAGUGCUCUGCUUAG